This is a messenger RNA of Phoenix dactylifera (date palm), 2574 nucleotides long. The record is from RefSeq and is a predicted model, not a curated record. NCBI's taxonomy places the organism in Eukaryota, Viridiplantae, Streptophyta, Magnoliopsida, Arecales, Arecaceae.
GCCAAUGGCUCCUUUAACAUUUCACACAGCGAAGAAGCUCCCAUCUCCCAACUUCCAAUGAUGGCUUCCUUGUUUCUCUCCCCACUACUAGCAUUUCUAAUCGUAGCUUCUCCUGCCAUGGUAAUUGGCCAGCCCAAACAGACCAAUAUCACCUUAGGUUCUUCGCUCCCUGCAUCCAUUGAUGCCUCGUGGCUCUCGCCUUCGGGCCGCUUCGCCUUCGGCUUCUACCCGAAAGCCCAAGGCUUCGCGGUCGGAGUAUGGCUUGCAACCACUCCUGAGAGGACCGUCGUGUGGACAGCCAACCGCGACGAUCCGCCGAUCAUGGAUGGCUCCAUUCGGCUAACCUUCGACGGCCGGCUCGUCUGGAGUGCUCCUGGCGGCCAGGAAAAGGUCAUAUCUCGGCCUACUGAGCCUGCAGCCAUGGCUGCGAUGCUGGAUACCGGAAACUUCGUUCUCUACAAUUCUCAGCAAGUGAUCGUAUGGUCUACUUUCAUCUCUCCCACGGACACACUUCUACCAGGACAGAGCCUGCUGCCAGAAACUCAGCUCUUCUCGAGCAAAUCGGAGACUGAUCGAUCGACAGGAAGGUAUCGGCUCAACAAUCAAAAGGAUGGGAACCUUGUGUUGUAUCCGGCGGACACAUCGGACACCGCCGAUGAUGCCUACUGGGAUACAGGCACCUUCCAGAUCGGCUUCCUCCUUACGCUAAAUUUGGACAGCAACGGUACCAUGUACUUGGCCGGCGACAAUGGUACUUUCACCAAGAGCUUGGCACAGGCCAAGAAUUCUAGUUCUCGGAGCGGAGUUGAUAUCUAUUACCGAGUGACCGUUGAUCCAGACGGGAUUCUCCGGCUUUACUCGCAUGGCUUCGGAAGAAAUGGCAGCUCAACAACAGUGGUGGAAUGGGCAGCGUUGGACAACCAGUGUCUGGUCAGGGGUGUUUGCGGGAUCAACAGCUACUGCAGCCUCAGGAGCAAUGGAGAGCCCAAUUGCCUUUGUCCUCCUGGGUUCGAAUUCGUCAACCCGAGCCGGAUUUUACUCGGGUGCAUGAGAAACUCCAGCAUCGGAGAUUGCUCAGAGAACUCGAGCGGAGCGAACACAGGUUUGACGAUGGUCGCUGUGAGGAACACGACAUGGGUGGACAAGCCAUACUCCAUUUUGCCAUCGACGACGAGCAUAGACGACUGCGAGGCCGCAUGUUUGGCCGACUGCUUCUGCGAGGCAGUGCUGUUUAAAGACAACGCCUGCACCAAACAGAUGAUUCCGCUCAGGUAUGGGAGGACGGGGAGCAACGACACUCUGUUCAUAAAGGUCGGAGCCAUCAAUCCUAACCAGCGGGUUGCAAUCUAUCAAAGGAGCAGAAAGGUGCGCAUCGAUGUCUUGGUCAUCAGCGUAGUUUUAGCUGCCAGUUCGGCCGUUGUCUUCGGCGUAGCUGGCUUUCUUUUCUGCAGGAAUCGAAAAUUAGGGAGAUAUACGAGAGCGUCGGAGUGCAACAACUCUGGAUUCGAUGACGAGACGCCGCUGAGAUCCUAUUCCUAUGAGGAGUUAGAGAGAGCUACAGAGAGCUUCAGGGAAGAAUUGGGCAGGGGAGCCUUUGGCACAGUGUUCAAAGGGGCACUGUCCAAUGGAGAAAGGAUCAUCGCUGUGAAAAGGCUGGAGAAGUUGGUGGAGGAUGGAGAGAGGGAAUUCCAGAGAGAGGUGAGGGCCAUUGGAAGAACGCACCACAGAAAUCUGGUUCGCUUGCUUGGUUUUUGCAAUGAAGGUUCCAACCGACUGCUGAUUUAUGAAUACGUGAGCAACGGCUCGCUUGCGAACCUUCUUUUCAAAAGCGAGACAUAUCCAAGCUGGGAAGAGAGAGCGAGGGUUGCGUUGGAUGUUGCAAGAGGUUUGCAGUAUCUGCACGAAGAGCUCGAGGCCCCUAUCAUCCAUUGCGACAUAAAGCCUCAGAACAUUCUCAUGGACAGCUCCGGAACCGCGAAGAUAGCUGACUUUGGAUUGGCCAAGUUGCUGAUGCCCGACCAAACAAGAACCUUCACAGGGGUCAGAGGGACGAGGGGUUACCUCGCACCAGAAUGGUACAAGAACGCACCCAUAACAGUGAAGGCUGAUGUCUAUAGCUAUGGAAUCGUGUUGUUUGAACUCAUAUGCUGCAAGAGGAACAUGGAGCUGGAAGAGGCCGGGCAUGACUGCACCCUUUCUGAAUGGGUUUAUGAAUGCUUCAUGGCUGGUGAGAUGGAUAAUCUAAAGAUCCAUGGAGUCGUUGAUGAUGGAGAGUUAGAGAGAAUGGUGAAGGUAGGUCUUUGGUGCGUUCAAAAGGAACCAGUCUUCCGGCCGAGUAUGAAGAAUGUGAUAUUGAUGUUGGACGGCAAUAUGAAAGUGUCACUCCCUCCUCCACCACCUUCUUUUUCAGUGUGAAAUGAUCUGUUGUAGCAGUUUUUUUUUUUUUUUUGAUACUAUCUGUUAUAACAGUAGUCAGUCAUUUUUUUAAAGAUGAUCUAGAAUUUCGCAGAGCAGAGGUUUUUGAAUAUAUGUAACUCUAAUGUUGGAAUACAGUUCUUCCUCAUAAUUUUGUCA